Molecule: messenger RNA, 1101 nt
Organism: Colletotrichum navitas
Lineage: Eukaryota; Fungi; Ascomycota; Sordariomycetes; Glomerellales; Glomerellaceae
Product: zinc-binding dehydrogenase
Exons: 2
Coding region: 1-1101 (366 amino acids)
Molecular function (GO): oxidoreductase activity, acting on the CH-CH group of donors, NAD or NADP as acceptor
Source: RefSeq, a predicted model, not a curated record
AUGUCCAACCCGAGCCUCGUCUUCAACUCGGUGCCCGCUGGUGGCCUCCCUCUGCCCGGAAAGCAUCUUGUGGUGAAAGACAUGCCUUUGCCCGCCGGCGAAGGCGUCCUUGUGCGCAUUGAUCUGGCCUCUCUUGACCCCUUUCUGCUCUCUCAGCUGAGGGACCCAAGUUCAGCCUGGACCUACCAGCCCGCGCUUCCCGUCGGCGAGGCUUUGAAUACAAGCGCGGUGGGCACUGUGGUUCGGUCCGAAGUACCUGAUCUGCCCCUCGGGGAGGUCGUGUGGCUAGCCAGGACUCCGUUGGCGCAGUACGCUUUCCUCGACUCGGCGGCCGCCGCGAACCAGCGCCUGGUUGUGCCAAUUGGGCGAGUUGUGCGGGAGAUGAGCAUUGACAAGGGCCAUUGGCUCGGGGUUUUGGGCGUUCCCGGUCUUACGGGCUUCGCCGGUCUCUACGAAUGCGGGCAGCCCAAGGCCGGCGAGACCAUCUAUAUCAGCUCAGCAGCGGGUACGGUCGGCCUGACGGUUGCGUACUUCAGUAAGCGGGAAAGGCUCUACACAAUAGGAUCGACCAGAUCUGCUGAAAAGGUCAAUUGGUUACGGGGUACCGGCUUGUUUGACGAAGCCUUUGUCUUUGAUAGCUGCGAGGCCGGCGAGGCAGCAUUGCGCCGUGCCGCGCCAAGAGGAAUCGAUAUACACUUUGCUAGUGUAGGCGGCGCCCAGAUGCGCGCGGCGGAGGCGUGUAUGAAGGUCCAGGGGAGAAUCGUCGUGUGCGAUGCCAUCGAUGAGUAUAGCGUUGGCAUUGACACAGCAGAGCUUGGCGUGUCUGGCGGGGAUGGGCUGGAUUCUAGGUCAUGGCUGUGGCAACCUGUCGUCUACAAGAGACUGACAAUUCGCGGGUUUCUCAUCAAUGAUCUGGCAGCCAAGUAUACAGCCAGCUUUCAGAAGCAGAUGUAUGAGGAUAUCAAGAAAGACGGCGGUCUACCAAGAAUCGCACGACUAGAGGUAGUCUGCGGUCUCGAAAAUGCAGCCGGGUCGUUUGGGAACCUUUUUUGCAGCGGGAAGAUAAUUGGCAAGCUUCUAAUCCAGCCAACUGGCCCUUGA